CAUGACCUAACAUCUCGCGUAGCACAGCAGUGGAUGGGUGUAAUGUAAAGGGUAGUUGCUGAGGAGGACGCUCAAAUAGACAUUCAUCACCUCUGAGGUGUCUGUGGUUACUCCUGUGCGUUUAAUGUAACUGAAACAAGAAAAGAGCCAUGGGAAGAUUAGUGUUUGAAGUUCCUCUGAUCCUGUUUGCUGUGAUGCUGAUGGGCACCGGGGCCAAAGAUUGUGUGUGCAAUGGAAAGUCAAGAUGCCACUGUGAAGGAGUGAAAGGGAGCAGGGGAGACAAAGGUUUUCCAGGAGUUUUAGGUCCCUCGGGGUCAAAGGGUCAUCCAGGAUCAGAUGGUCACCCUGGGCCUUUUGGACCAAAGGGCAACACUGGGACUCAUGGACCUGAGGGGCUAAAAGGCGAUCUGGGACCCAAAGGUAAAGCAGGAUUUGCUGGGUCUCAUGGUUUACCGGGUAUCCCAGGUUUACAAGGGCCUCCAGGCGCCGCAGGGGCUACAGGCUGCAAUGGAACAGACGGAGAAGAUGGACUUCCUGGUAUUCCCGGGGCCCAUGGCAUUGAUGGAUAUGCAGGUCCAACUGGUCUGCCUGGACCUAAGGGUGAAUCUUGGGUAUCAGGGAAUGCAAUACCAGGGCCACAUGGGCCACCUGGGAGGGACGGAGAGCCGGGAAAUCCAGGUUUCCCUGGAGACCGUGGACUAACAGGGGACCGUGGAAGACAGGGCUCUGUCGGGUUUCUUGGUCGUCCUGGGGCUGUAGGAUCUAAGGGUCAAGAAGGCAUAGGCAGUAUCCCAGGACCUCGUGGGCCACGGGGGAGACCAGGACCACAAGGCCCACCGGGGCCACCGGGUCGGAUCAACGAGUUUGUCAGUGGGAGUAUCUUGUUUAAGGAUGUAAAAGGAGACAGAGGAGAUUUAGGAGAAAAAGGCUGCAACGGUGCACCAGGAGACCCUGGUUAUGAUUAUUCCGGCAAAGGAGCAAAGGGAGACAGAGGACAGGAGGGUCCAGAAGGAAAGACAGGAAAGGAUGGUGAUCCUGGACAAACAUUUGGGGGAAGGCCCGGACCCAUGGGUGAUCCAGGAUAUCCAGGGACACCAGGAGGGACGGGUGAAAAUGGAGAUAGGGGUCCCCCUGGUCCACCUGGAGAUAUAUUUGGGCCUGUGACUGAGCCACUGAAAGGAUACCGCGGAGACCCUGGUUUCUCAGGCUCACCUGGGCUCCCUGGGCGUCAAGGUGUUGUAGGAUUUCCUGGAUCUGAUGGCCCUCCAGGCCAUUCAUCUGGGAUUUAUGUGCCAGGCACACAUGGUCCCAAUGGCUUUCCAGGCCCCAAAGGGGACACUGGAGAGCCUGGGGAUAUUUAUCCGGGACUCUCAGGUCAAGAUGGGGAUGAUGGUGAACAAGGGCCUCCUGGGGAUACAGGCCCACCUGGACCUCCUGAAGACAGAACUGACAGGAUUACCAAAGGUCUCCCAGGAAUGAAGGGGAUGCAGGGUGAACCUGGACCUACGGGAUAUGUUGGGACGUUUGGAAUGAAAGGACUGAAGGGGGAGUCCUGUUAUGAGUGUAUCGGAUCUGGAAUCCCAGGACCGCCGGGUCCCCGUGGCCAACCUGGCAUCCCUGGAUAUAAUCAAGGACCAGGUGCUAAAGGAGAUCCAGGCUUCCCAGGACCUAAUGGCUCACCAGGAGGACCAGGUCCUAUAGGUCAAUUGGGAUUUCCAGGUCCUCCAGGACAAAAAGGAGACUCGUAUUCAUACAACACUGCUGGGAUAAAGGGAGAGCAAGGAGACCUGGGACGGCUUGGCAGGCCUGGUGCAGAUGCCCUUCCUGGGUUUCCUGGACAACCAGGUCGCAAAGGCGACCAAGGGCCUCCGGGGGAUUCGCAUCACUUCCCUGGUGCAGAGGGAGACCGUGGCUUCCCAGGUCCACCAGGUUCUUUAGGCAUACCAGGAACAGUUGGCUAUCCUGGGUCAGUGGGAUAUGGACCUGCUGGACUUCCAGGAAGUCCGGGAGAUGUUGGUGUACCUGGCCUGCCAGGACAGCAUGGAAUUCCAGGCCAGAAAGGUGAAUCUAGCCACAUCUACACCAAAGGACAUCCUGGACCACCUGGAUUUAAAGGUCUGCCUGGUUCACCCGGACUCCCAGGUUUUCACGGAGCACCAGGUACCCCAGGAACACCAGGUUUUCAAGGACAGAAAGGAGAAAGCGGUGAGCUGUCAUUUCCUGGAAUGCUAGGGAUCCGAGGGCAGAAAGGUAACAAGGGGCACCCAGGACCCCCAGGAUUUCCAGUUAGUGGCUUGCCUGGUCGGCCAGGUUCACAAGGUCUUCCUGGACCUGCAGGACUGAAGGGUGAUGGUGGCCCUGGAUACUCUGGCCCCCCAGGACCCCCAGGGUCUCCAGGAGAAGAAGGAGUUCAGGGACCUGUAGGACAUCCUGGGAUUCCUGGCCUACCUGGGUUCCCAGGACCUAUUGGCAAUACUGGUUUUGCAGGAAUAAAGGGAAUUAAAGGUUCUGUCGGGACCCCAGGACCACCUGGUAAUAAAGAUUCAUGUAAAGGUGAUUUACCUGGACCACAAGGACCAGAUGGUUAUCCAGGACAUCCAGGAUCUAAUGGCUCAUCUGGUGUGAAAGGAAACCCAGGGUUGCCAGGGUUUGGUCGUCCUGGUGCCCCCGGUGAACCUGGUUUUCUGGGGCCAUCAGUGCCAGGUUCACAUGGGCUUACUGGACAAAAAGGGAUCAAGGGACACCAUGGUCUGCCCGGUCAACCAGGACUGAAAGGAGACCCUGGACCAGAUGGGUUACCACGAUAUGGACCAGAUGGGAUGCCUGGAAUUAUCGGACAACCUGGCCAAAUAGGUGCCCCUGGGCGAGAGGGAGCCAGAGGUGCCCGGGGUCCACCAGGCAUGAAUGGUGAACCAGGUUCCACGGGUCUUCCAGGCCUUUCAUCUCCACAACCAAAUAAUGCUUUUGGGCCCCCAGGGGACUAUGGCAAUCCGGGUUACUCUGGUAUAUCUGGUGCCCCCGGAGAUACUGGAAGUAUUGGACCAAAAGGGCAGAGAGGGAUCGGUGGAUCACCAGGGGGUCCUGGGCAAAGAGGUCCGCCAGGUGAUCCAGGUGUUGAUGGAUUAGUGCUCUCAAAAGGAGGUUCUGGGUCACCUGGAGCUCCAGGAGACCCAGGAGUCAUAGGGCCUCCAGGCCCAAAUGGAUUAAAAGGAGAUCAAGGAAUCUCUGGAGGGCCAGGUCAAGAUGGUGCACCAGGUCCAACUGGUAACAAAGGAGUUAAUGGAGAGCCAAAUUUCUAUGGAUAUGGAGCACCUGGACCAGAAGGACAAAAGGGUGAACCGGGCACAACCAAUACUUGUGUGAAGGGCCACAAAGGUGAACCUGGCUCUAUUGGACCUUUAGGUUUACCAGGAAACCGUGGAGCCAAAGGAAACCCAGGGUCUUUUGGACAAAAUGGCACACCAGGCUAUCAAGGGUCUGAAGGUUCAAAUGGACCUCCAGGAAGUAAAGGACGGGUAGGACCCAAUGGACCAGCAGGUGACCCAGGCCGGCCAGGUGUCAGUAGUUAUCCAGGUCCUAAAGGCAGCCAGGGUCGGGAUGGGAUCCCUGGACCACCAGGGCAGAAAGGAGAAACUAACUUAUUAGGAGGGACACCUGGUAGGCGUGGUGACACAGGUCAACAAGGUUCCCCUGGGAACACUGGUCCCCCCGGCUUUUUUUCUGCAGGGCGUCCUGGACCAAUAGGAGACACAGGAUCUCCAGGUCCACCUGGAGCCUUUGGUCUGCCAGGACUACCAGGGAGAGAAGGGGCUUGUGUUCCUGGGUCAAAAGGAGACCGCGGCCAUCCUGGCAAUUCCGGUAGCCCAGGCUAUCGUGGCCCACAUGGCCCUCCAGGGCCAACAGUGCCUGGGCUAAAAGGAGACAGAGGGGACCCAGGUGUUACAGGAGGCCCAGGCUAUAGUGGACCUGGAGGAGAUCCAGGCCCUCAAGGACCAGCAGGUCCAAGAGGCAGACCUGGAGGACCGGGACCAAGAGGUGAUUCUGGUCCUCGUGGAAUCUAUGGAAACCCUGGUGGCAAGGGAGACCCUGGAUACAUCCCAGGCCCUCCUGGUCCAUCUGGGGUGAAAGGUUUACCUGGACGACCUGGCUCCAAAGGUGAAGCAGCAGUAUUCGUUGCGAGGUAUGAACUAGGACUUCCUGGCCCACAUGGUUUCCCUGGCAAUCGAGGAGCCCCAGGGAGCACUGGACCAUCAGGAACACCAGGCCAUCCAGGUCAGCAAGGCGUCAAAGGACAGCGUGGUUCCAGCCCAGGUGGACAGCCUGGAUUUACUGGCCACAAAGGAGACAAAGGAAGAGCUGGACUGCCAGGUCAAGAAGGCAGCCUUGGAAACCCAGGCAACACGGGUCCUCCAGGGUUGCCAGGCAAUGGUGGACCAAGUUAUGUUCACAGUUUCCUGAUAGCCAGACACAGUCAGAGCACCAGCAUCCCUGACUGCCCUCAUGGUACCACCCUCAUCUACUCGGGUUACUCUUUCCUCUUCAUCAAUGGAAAUGAGAGAGCGCAUGGUCAGGACCUUGGCACCACGGGAAGCUGUCUCCCUCGUUUCUCCACCAUGCCCUUCCUGUUCUGUGACACAGAGUCAAACUGCCGCUAUGCUUCUCGUAACGAUUAUUCCUACUGGUUGUCCACUGACACUCUUAUGCCUGCCAACAUGGUUUCCAUCACGGGGGAUAGGCUGGCCUCCUACAUCAGCAGGUGCUCAGUGUGUGAAACUACCUCCAAUGUCAUAGCCGUCCACAGCCAGACAACUCUAAUACCUGAAUGUCCCCGAGGCUGGGAGUCCCUAUGGACUGGAUACUCAUUUGUCAUGCAAACGGGUGCUGGAGCAGAUGGCUCUUCCCAGCCGCUGGUUUCUCCUGGCUCAUGUCUGGAAAGUUUCCGCCAAGUUCCCUUCAUAGAGUGUCACGGCAGGGGAACAUGUAACUACUAUCCUGAUUCCUAUAGCUACUGGCUGGCCUCCCUGGACCCCAACAACAUGUUCAGUAAACCUGUUCGUCAGACAGUGAAGGGACCGUCUCUACAAAGAGUCAUCAGCCGUUGUCAAGUCUGUAGGAAACCAUGGCAACCGACAGAUGACAAACGUGGGGACAAUUAACAUUUAAUAUAUAAGCUCUAAAAUAGUGUAUAUUAAUAUAACAUUUAGUGAGUCAUUAUAUCAUGUAAAAGUGCUACCUGUGUAUAAUUAUUCCUGUGAUAAACUUGAGCCUUAAUAGCAGCUAGUGGUUAAUGUUAAAACUUCAGCUUGUACUUAUUCCCACCAGGAUAUUCUGUUUGACUUUAGUUAGUGACAUGUUGCAAACAAGCCUUCUGUGACUUGGACAAGCCUAGACGAGAAAUAUUUAACUUAGUGCUGAUGUCAGUAAAUGAUGUAAAAAGUAUGAGGGCACGACAGGUGACACAUAUGUUCCUGUUGUAAAGGUGAUGCUCUCACUUUGGAAUUGUUGUGUUGUCGUGUUCACACCCACAUAUUGAGUCAUUUGUGCCCUCACUCUAAAAGCAUUUCUUCGAUUUUCAGCAAGCUUAAUGGUGCAUGGAAAAGAUUAAAGUUUAUGACUCAUACUGCCUGCAACUUCCUCCAAUCCAUUUCUAAAUGAACUGUCAGGAGGCUGUCUCUCUGUGGCUUCGGGAAAAACAAUGCACAUUAAAAUGUUGAGAUAUAUUGUGGAACAAUUUCUUUUACAUUCCAUCUUUCUCAUUUGGGGUUGUCAAUUGAAGGAAAAUAUAUUAAAAUAAAAUACAAAUGAAGAGAAAGAAAGAUUACUUUAAUGGUAUGCCAAUCUGCCUGUUGAUUCCACAUGUGACCAGGGCUUUGAAAGAAACUAUUAUCUAAAAUAAUCCAGCUCAUUUUCCAUCCAGAAUAGCCUCAUUCCUCUUGUGAUGUAAACAUCUUAUUUUCUGCUCUAUUCACUCAGAAAAGUAUCAGCAGAGCCAUACGUCCCUAAGGAACAGUCAUUGAAGCACACUCAUCCAUAUUGGUCACUGUGAUCAAUAGAUGCAAACUCCCCAUAUAGCUAAACGUAAAAAAAACCGUCCUUAAACAACACUGUGUUUAAAAUACUGUUGCUUUUUGGCACGCAGAUAUUCCAGCGUAUCGAUCGCUCAGAAAUAACAAGCAGCCUCAUAAGCUUAUGCAAGGGAGGCAGCUAACACACGCAACAACUGAAGAGGAGCUGAACCCCUGUAUGGGAAUUAAAAACCUGUGAUGAAGUAUCACACUGAAUAUAUAAUUAGUUUUGACAUUUUUGGGGGCAAUUUCUCAACUCAUUAAAAGAAGAGUUCCGACACAUCUGAAAAAGGCCUGAUAUAACAAGCAGCCACUCCCUGAAUGCCACCGUAAAUUAAAUAAGUCUUACAUGCCCUGGUGCAGACAGUUGUCAGCAUGGAUAGAAACACUCUUGCUCUAAAGUGCUCUUGGUAGCCUUCUUAACGGGAUUAUUCUCCUCCCAACACUGCACUUACUAAUUGUUUAGGCAGCUAUAUCAGGCUUCUACACCUCUAUAAUUAGGUUAGAAUGGCGAUUUGCUGAAAGGUUGAUGUGCUUCAAGGUUGUCUCCCAUGUGAGAAGGACACAUGUCCUUUCAGUUUCCUCCACACAUGUGCCUUACAUAUAGUAGAAAACGUCGGAUCAUAUUUUUACAGGUUAGCUUAGCAUGUGUUAAAGAAUAAACACAUACUGAAUUUUUUUAAAAGUGUAUAAUAUAAAAUGUACAAAACACAUUUAGCUUCCAUUAUGAAAAAUUAAAAGAUUCCCAGUGCAAGUCAGAGCUCAAUCCAGAAUGACCACAGGCAAAGUAGAUAUUGUAGAACUGAAGCUUCAUGUUAUUGCAGGUUUACAAGGUAAAUUCCAUACAAACUACAGAGACGAUGUGUGUUACACUCACACUGGUUACUAGGUAUUUAUUCAUUUGUAUACCUGCAUAUAAAAUCAGGUUUAAAUGGUAAAAAUCUGUAAGGUGCACCUGUUAAAACGCAUCACUUCCAGUCAUAAUGUAUGAUGUGACCGGAUGUUGUCCACAUGUUAUCCUUAUUCUAUGGGGAAUUAAGCUGCUCCUUCAUAGAGAGCCUUUUAUCUAAUGCAGGGUGUCAAACAUGACAAAACCGGCCCGCCAGAGGGUCCAGAUCUGGCCUGCAGGAUCACUUUGCAAAGUGUAAAAAUGUGUUGUUUUGAUCAUAACGUAAAAGCCUUUGUAGAUACACUGUGAUCUGUAAGU
Molecule: messenger RNA, 7272 nt
Organism: Cottoperca gobio
Lineage: Eukaryota; Metazoa; Chordata; Actinopteri; Perciformes; Bovichtidae
Product: collagen alpha-5(IV) chain-like
Exons: 52
Coding region: 150-5156 (1668 amino acids)
Biological process (GO): extracellular matrix organization
Cellular component (GO): collagen trimer
Molecular function (GO): extracellular matrix structural constituent conferring tensile strength
Source: RefSeq, a predicted model, not a curated record